Cebus imitator (Panamanian white-faced capuchin) is the source of this 4350-nucleotide messenger RNA. It is a transcript of the gene ZNF841, whose product is annotated as zinc finger protein 841. The record is from RefSeq and is a predicted model, not a curated record. The transcript is spliced from 5 exons. Bases 866 to 3637 code for a protein of 923 amino acids. Gene Ontology annotation, biological process: regulation of DNA-templated transcription. Lineage: Eukaryota; Metazoa; Chordata; Mammalia; Primates; Cebidae.
AAUGUCAUGUUCAAAUAAUACAUGACACUGUAAUGUCAUGACCUUUUUCUACUUCUUGAGAGCACUUCCAGCAUCACCAGUGGCACUUCAGAUGGGUCCUGGGUUAUUACUCAGAGUAUAUGGUAUUGCACGAAACACAGUGAAAAAUGUGCUGGAACACAGAGAUCAGUUUUUACUGCCAUCCGCAGUGUACUAGUGAGAUGGACUGUUCACAUGGAGAUGAUUAACAUCACAGGGCACACUAGCAGAUACUUGGGCUCACCACAAUAGCAAUGGGAGGUGACUAUGAAAUUAUUAUAGUAGUUCAAUAUGUACUACAGUUAAUUUUAUGCAAUUGUGAUUGAAUACUGCAUCUUUACAUUUUUACAUUUAUUUUGACUCCGGAUGGCACCAUACACAGUCUAAAGGUGUUUGUAUAAGUUUGGUAAAUUUUAACUUAGAAUAGAUUUGUGUAUAUUUGAUGGUAGUAAAUCAAAUAGACUAAUAUGCUAAUACCUACGUAUAUUUUAUGCAUUCCUGGCAUGCCUUUUUCUUAAUUAGGGUAUGUGGUUCAUCUGCGAGUUUUUUUAAAUUAUUGCAAAUCUUCAAAAUAUUUUUCAAGAUGUUUAUUGAAGAAAAUUCUUCUAUAAAUGGACCCACACAAUCCAAACUCAUGUUGUUCUAGAAUCAACUGAAGUGAGAAGCAAGGCCUAAGCUGUGCCCACAGGGAUGCUGGGCAGCUGGAGAAUUGGUUCGUUGGUCCUCAGGGCAUGGAUCCCAGAGCUGUACCACCAUAAGCACUCUUCAUGAUUUGACUUUUAAAGAAUUAAUUAUAUUGACUGAGAGAGAAGCCCAGAAGAGGAAUAAAAAAGAAAAGGAGUCAGGGAUGGCUCUUACUCAGGGAUCUUUGACAUUCAAGGAUGUGGCCAUAGAGUUUUCUCAGGAGGAGUGGAAAUACCUGGAUCCUGUUCAGAAAGCUUUGUACAGGGACGUGAUGUUGGAGAACUACAGGAAUCUGGGAUUCCUGGCAGGACUCUGUCUUCCUGACCUGAAUAUUAUCUCCAUGUUGGAGCAGGGAAAAGAGCCCUGGACUGUGGUGAGCCAAGUGAAAAUAACAAGGAACCCAAAUUGGGGGGAAUACAUGAAAGAUGUGAUCACAGGUAUCUCUCCUAAAUGUGUGAUCAAGGAAUUACCACCAAUACAGAACAGUAAUACAAGAGAAAAAUUCCAAAUGGUGAUGUUGGAAGGACAUGAAAGCUGUGACAUUGAAAAUUUUUACUUCAGGGAAAUCCAGAAAAAUCUACAGGACCUUGGCUUUCAACAGAAAGAUGGUGAAAUAAAUUAUAAAGAAGUGCCGAUGACCCGUAAAAACAACCUUACUGGUAAAAGACUUCAACAUAGUCAAGGGGAUGUAGAAAACAAGCAUAUUGAAAAUCAGCUUAUAUUAAGCUUUCAGUCACAUCUGGCUGAACUGCAGAAAUUUCAAACUGCAGGGAAAAUUUAUGAAUGUAAUCAAAUUGAGAGGACAGUUAAUAAUGGUUUUUUAGUUUCACCACUUGAAAGGAUUUUUCCUAGUGUCCAAACCAACAUUUCUAGAAAAUAUGGGAAUGAUUUUUUGCAACUUUCAUUACCUACACAAGACGAGAAAACACAUAUUAGGGGAAAACCUUAUGUAGGUAAUGAGUGUGGCAAAGCCUUUAGAGUGUCUUCAAGUCUUAUUAAUCAUCAGAUUACUACAGAGAAACCUUACAGAUGCAAUGAGUCUGGCAAAGCCUUUAAUCGGGGCUCACUACUAACUGUACAUCAGGUAGUCCAUUCAAAAGGGAAACCAUAUCAAUGUGAUGUGUGUGGCAAGAUCUUCAGGCAAAAUUCAGAUCUUGUAAAUCACCAGAGAAGUCACACCGGAGACAAACCCUACAUAUGUAAUCAAUGUGGCAAGUCCUUUAGUAAAAGUUCCCACCUUUCAGUUCAUCAGAGAAUUCAUACUGGAGAGAAACCUUAUAAAUGUAAUCAGUGUGGGAAGUGCUUUAGUCAAAGUUCCUCUCUUGCAACUCAUCAGACAGUUCAUACUGGAGACAAACCCUACAAAUGUACUGAGUGUGGCAAAACCUUUAAACGGAACUCAAGCCUCACUACACAUCAUAUAAUCCAUGCAGAAAAGAAACCAUAUACAUGUGACGUAUGUGGCAAGGUCUUUUAUCAAAGUUCACAACUUGUAAGGCACCAGAUAAUUCAUACUGGAGAGACACCUUACAAAUGUAAUGAAUGUGGCAAGGUCUUCUUUCAACGUUCACGUCUUGCAGGGCAUCGGAGAGUUCAUACUGGAGAGAAACCUUACAAAUGCAAUGAAUGUGGCAAGGUCUUCAGUCAACAUUCACAUCUUGCAGUGCAUCAGAGAAUUCAUACUGGAGAGAAACCUUACAAAUGUAAUGAAUGUGGCAAAGCCUUUAAUUGGGGCUCAUUACUCACUAUACAUCAGAGAAUUCAUACAGGAGAGAAACCUUACAAAUGUAAUGUGUGUGGCAAGGUCUUUAAUUAUGGUGGAUACCUUUCAGUUCAUAUGAGAUGUCAUACUGGAGAGAAACCUCUCCGUUGUAAUAAAUGUGGCAUGGUCUUCACUUACUAUUCAUGCCUAGCACGUCAUCAGAGAAUGCAUACGGGCGAGAAACCUUACAAAUGUAAUGUAUGUGGCAAGGUCUUCAUUGACAGUGGAAACCUUUCAAUUCAUAGGCGAAGUCAUACUGGAGAGAAACCUUUCCAGUGUAAUGAAUGUGGCAAGGUCUUCAGUUAUUAUUCAUGCCUAGCACGUCAUCGGAAAAUUCAUACUGGAGAGAAACCUUACAAAUGUAAUGAUUGUGGCAAAGCCUAUACUCAGCGUUCAAGCCUCACUAAACAUCUGGUAAUUCAUACUGGAGAGAAACCUUACCAUUGUAAUGAGUUUGGCGAGGCUUUUAUCCAAAGUUCAAAACUUGCAAGAUAUCACAGAAAUCCUGCUGGGGAGAAACCACACAGAUGUAGUGAAUGUGGUAGAACUUUUAGUCAUAAAACAAGUCUGGUGUACCAUCAGAGAAGACAUACUGGAGAGAUGCCAUAUAAAUGUAUUGAAUGUGGAAAAGUCUUUAAUUCCACUACAACCCUUGCAAGGCAUCGGAGAAUUCAUACUGGAGAGAAACCUUACAAAUGUAAUGAAUGUGGCAAAGUCUUCCGUUAUCGCUCAGGCUUAGCCCGUCAUUGGAGUAUUCAUACUGGAGAGAAACCUUACAAAUGUAAUGAGUGUGGCAAAGCCUUUAGAGUGCGCUCAAUUCUGCUUAAUCAUCAGAUGAUGCAUACUGGAGAGAAACCUUAUAAAUGUAAUGAAUGUGGUAAAGCUUUUAUCGAAAAGUCAAACUUGGUUUACCAUCAGAGAAAUCAUACUGGAGAGAAGCCAUACAAAUGUAUUGAAUGUGGCAAGGCAUUUGGGCGGCGGUCUUGCCUCACUAAACACCAACGACUUCAUUCUGGUGAUAAACCUUAUAAAUGUAAUGAGUGUAGUAAAUCUUACAUUAGUCGCUCAGGCCUCACUAAACAUCAGAUAAAACAUACUGGAGAGAACCUUAGAACUAAACUGAAUGUGGAAAGGCCUUUAGACAUUGUCCUAACUUCUGAGAUCACCAAAUAAUUUAUACUUACUGAUAUAGCUUGUAUAUUUGUCCCUUCCCUCUGAAAUCCCUAACCUUAAUCUCCAGUAUUGGAGGAGCCUAGUGGGAGGUGAUUGGAUCAUGGGGUGGAUUUCUCCAGAAAGGUUUAGUACCAUCCCCUUAGUGCUGUCCUUGUGAUAGUGAGUUCUGAUGAGGUCUGGAUGUUGAAAAGUGAAUGGCAGGGCCAGGCGCCAUGGCUCAUGCCUGUAAUCGCAGCACUUUAGGAGGCCAAGGUGGGUGGAUCACUUGAGAUCAGGAGUUCAAGAGAGAGCAGCCUGGCCAACAUGAUGAAACCUUUGUCUCUGCCAAAAAUUACACAAAAUUAGCGGGGCUUUGUGGCGGGCAUUUGUAGUACCAGCUACUCGAGAGGCUGAGUCAGGAGAAUCACCUGAACCCUCAAGGCAGAGGUUGCAGUGAGCCGAGAUUGUGCCACUGCACUCCAGCCUGGGUGACAGAGUGAGACUUCGCUUUACACACACACACACACACACACACACACACACACACACACACACACACGAAUGGCACCUCCCUCGUUUGUUUCCCUUCUGGCCAUGUGACAUGCCCACUCCCCUUUCACCUUCCACCAUCAUUUCAACCUUUCUGAGGCUUCCCCAGAGAGUAAGCAGAUGCUAGCACCAUGUUUCUGUAAAGCCUGCAAAAUUGUGAGCCAAUUAAACCUCUUUAUACAUUA